GGGGCGUGUGUGUGUGAUAUAAUGGAAGCUCGCGCUUCAUCUUCUUCGCGUCGAUCCAUUUUCAUCAACAAGAACUAGAAGCCUUUUUCUCCCUUCAAUCUCGUAGAAGAACAAGAAGAUACCAUGAGAGAGAUUCUUCACGUUCAGGGUGGCCAAUGCGGCAACCAAAUCGGAUCCAAGUUCUGGGAAGUCAUCUGCGAUGAGCACGGCAUCGACGCCACCGGAAAGUACAACGGCGAUCCUUCCUCCGAUCUUCAAUUGGAGAGGAUCAAUGUCUAUUACAAUGAGGCUUCUGGCGGUAGAUACGUUCCCAGGGCUGUUCUCAUGGAUCUUGAGCCCGGUACUAUGGACAGUAUCAGAUCCGGUCCCUACGGUCAGAUCUUUCGCCCCGAUAAUUUCGUUUUUGGCCAGUCCGGUGCCGGAAACAAUUGGGCCAAGGGCCAUUACACCGAAGGAGCCGAGUUGAUCGAUUCGGUUCUUGACGUCGUUCGUAAGGAGGCUGAGAAUUGUGAUUGCUUGCAAGGUUUUCAGGUUUGUCACUCCCUUGGAGGAGGCACUGGUUCUGGCAUGGGAACCCUCUUGAUAUCGAAGAUUAGAGAGGAAUAUCCGGACAGGAUGAUGCUCACAUUCUCAGUUUUCCCUUCUCCCAAGGUCUCAGACACGGUUGUGGAACCAUAUAAUGCCACUCUUUCAGUGCAUCAGCUGGUAGAGAAUGCAGAUGAAUGCAUGGUCCUUGAUAACGAAGCUCUUUAUGACAUUUGCUUCAGAACCUUGAAGCUCAGCACUCCUAGCUUUGGUGACCUGAACCAUUUGAUCUCUGCAACCAUGAGUGGAGUAACAUGUUGCCUGAGGUUCCCAGGUCAGCUGAACUCGGACCUGAGAAAACUGGCCGUAAAUCUGAUCCCAUUCCCCCGUCUGCACUUCUUCAUGGUGGGUUUCGCCCCUCUCACCUCCCGUGGCUCCCAGCAGUACAUCUCCCUCACCGUCCCGGAGCUGACCCAGCAGAUGUGGGACGCUAAGAACAUGAUGUGCGCCGCCGACCCCCGCCACGGAGAGGAUUACAACUUGUGA
Molecule: messenger RNA, 1071 nt
Organism: Momordica charantia (bitter melon)
Lineage: Eukaryota; Viridiplantae; Streptophyta; Magnoliopsida; Cucurbitales; Cucurbitaceae
Product: tubulin beta-1 chain
Biological process (GO): microtubule-based process
Cellular component (GO): microtubule
Molecular function (GO): structural constituent of cytoskeleton; GTPase activity; GTP binding
Source: RefSeq, a predicted model, not a curated record